Messenger RNA from Folsomia candida, 2016 nucleotides. Its product is annotated as hydroxyproline dehydrogenase. Gene Ontology annotation, molecular function: proline dehydrogenase activity; FAD binding. NCBI's taxonomy places the organism in Eukaryota, Metazoa, Arthropoda, Collembola, Entomobryomorpha, Isotomidae. The transcript has 9 exons. The record is from RefSeq and is a predicted model, not a curated record. Bases 138 to 1595 code for a protein of 485 amino acids. Gene Ontology annotation, cellular component: mitochondrion.
CACUACCAGUUAAGCAUAGCACAUGUGUGUGUAAACAGAAUCAAUAGUUCGGAAAAAGUAUUAGAGCCAUACACGCUGAAAAAUAACAUACUUCCACAUUUCAUUACAUUGUAAAACUUCAAAAACUGAAAAUAUAAAUGAGACUGUGCAAAAAAGUUUGUAAUCCACUGUUUGCACCAUGGAAUCGAGCACUAUUCUGUACAUCUACUGCUGCAAAUCAUUCAAAAAUACCUUUAAAAGCCGAAUUUGUGACUCCAACAAGUGCAUCAAUUGGUCAAAUACGAAAUCAGUUCGCUUCCUGGAUUGCAAUCGGUUCAUAUAAACCUGGUCUUUUGUCUCACUUAUCAACUCCGGACAUUAUGAGAGCCCUCUUUGUCUUGAGGACGUGUUCUUAUGAUUUUGUCGUCUCAAGAAGCAUACAGUUAUUUAAUAUAUCCACAAAAUUUGGACCGCUUGGAGAAUGGGGUUUACGAAAAACAUUUUUCAACCAAUUUGUGGGAGGCGACACUCUGCCAGGAAUGAAACUGACUGUGGAAUCCAUGCAACGACGCGGUCUCGUCCUCAUGGUGGCCCCCGUCUUGGAGGAAGAUAUCGAGGACGAACAAUCCUCACAGAAAACAUACGACGAUAAUUUGCAAAGCUUACUGAAUUUGGCCAACAUGACUUCAGCUCUUGAGAAAAAGAAGCCAAUCAUUCAACUAAAACCAACCGCAAUCAUGCCUGCGAUAACAUUGGAGAAAGUGUCCAAAGCCAUGACUCAAUAUUUAGAGGACAAAAAAGUAACACAUGCAACGCUGAUUUCGCAACUUGCAAAUUGCAUUGAACAUCCGAAAAACCUUGAAUUGAAACUGUCUAAUGAGGACAAAAGUCAAUUCUUGGAUGGAUUACAGAGGGCAGAUGUUUUUGUUAAACACUGCCGAGACUUGAAAGUUCAUGUCCUCGUUGACGCAGAAUUCUACUCUUGCAAACCAGCAAUAUCGGCCAUAGCUUUGAUCCUAAUGGCACGUCAUAAUGGGGACUAUCACCACGUGGGAAACACGAUUCAAGCCUAUCUAAAAGAUGCUGUCCAAACGAUUGAGUCCGAACUUAAAACUGUCACUGAGGACAUCGGUGUCAACUGGUACGGGAAAAUUGUGCGUGGUGCUUACAUGGACAGGGAAAGAUAUCUAGCAGAUAAGAACGGCUACAUUUCACCCGUUUGCGAUACCUACGAAGCUACCAACAUUUCCUAUAAUAAAGCUGUGAAAACUGUAUUGAAAAAUUUGUCUCAAAAUCCAAAGAAAAAGUCGCAUCUGUUGGUUGCAUCUCAUAACGAGGUGUCAAUCCGAUUAGCUGCGCAGGCCAUGAAAGAUUAUGAAAUAUCUGCCAAUGAUGACAGAGUGUCAUUUGCUCAAAUUUAUGGAAUGGCAGAUUACCUUAGUACUCCAUUAGUGAGCAAGAACUACCACGUGUACAAGUCAACGCCGUACGGACCUAUUGUCAAAGUGUUGCCAUAUUUGGCCAGGAGAGCAUCGGAAAAUCGGUCCGUGAUGAUGGGUGCCAGAGAGGAACGUGACAUGCUAUGGAAGGAAUUAAAAAUGCGUUUCAAAAUGUGACAUGAUUAUAUCUUUCGACAAAUUACUUGCAGCAAUACGAAGUCCAGUUUUAAGCAUUUACUUCAAUUUACUUAUGAAAGUGGCGUAAAAAAAUAUGCUAGAAUAUGGAAGUAAAGUUACACAAUGACAGGAUUUGGUGAUUGCAGGAAAUUGUUUAUAUGGAAAUUUAUUAGCCUGGCCUUUCCGUCAAGUCUAUUUUGAGCAAAAAAGUAAGUGAACAGCCAUGCAGGUGCAAGUUCAACAAUACAUUUGGUAUGUUGAAGAUGAUAAGCAUCAUUGUUUUUAGGACUUAACUAUAAGCGAGCUCAAAAAAUUCCAUGACUUCUUUGUUUGUUCGGUGUAUGGAAUAGCGAUUUAUAAUGAUUUAUUAAUUGAAACAUGUAUGAAAUAAACUAAUUGUUUUUUGUUCAUUCGCAACUUG